This is a messenger RNA of Colletotrichum fioriniae, 1365 nucleotides long. NCBI's taxonomy places the organism in Eukaryota, Fungi, Ascomycota, Sordariomycetes, Glomerellales, Glomerellaceae. The record is from RefSeq and is a predicted model, not a curated record.
AUGGAUGCCGCAAUGUGGGCUGCCGCCUCCGGCCCGGGCUUCGAUCCCACGGCGGCCUUGGCGCAACAGUUCUCGGACCUGGGCAUUCACGAACAGGCAGCGCCGCCUCCACCGCAACAAGUUGCGCCCCAGCAAGCCCCGGCUCAGGCUCCGGAUCCGGCACAUAUUACGGAGUUUGCAUCUGAACGCUACUCCGUGCAGCCUGCAUGGAACGGCGCGGCUUCUGCCUUCUAUUAUCAGCCUUAUCAGCCGCCCCCGGCGUCAUUCUUUCCCGCGCCCGCGUCCGUGCAACAGCAGCCUUCGACUUUGGGGUCAUCUCGAGACCGCGAAGUUGAUGGAGGUCCGAAUGGAACAAACUAUCACUCUCUGCCCAACCCCUGGAAAUCGCCUCCGAGCCGACCAAUCCGUAUCUUCAAGACGGAGGCAGAAGUUGGAACACACCUGAAAGCGCAGGCUCUUUGCAACGUCAUCCAAGGCGAAGGCCACGUCGAGGGGUUUGACGCCGCUCAAGAGAAGCUGCUCAAGAGCAAGAAGCGCAGAAACGGCGUCGAGACGGAAGAGGACAAGUGGAAGGAGAUCUUCAAGAUUCUUUUUCCCAGUCAUAAAGACGUACCAGAUCCAUUCUACAAGACGCCUGUCGAUGACCGAACCGCCGCAGACCAGACGCCAAAGCAAGAGCAAGACGAUGUCGAAAGUAUUUUCACCAGAGACAUCCCGUCGCCAGUGGAAGAGGAGAUGUCCUCGAAACUGGAGGAAGCUGUUGGUGGGCGUUUGACUAAGAAGAAGCGGAGGAAGCUUUUGAACGUGUUCAGGGGGUUCGCCGUUAAGAUGCUCCGCCAGUCCACGGAGGGAGACAUCAAGAACAGGGCUAUCACACUCCCCUCAAAGUCUAGUCAGAUUGAAAAGUCCUUUGGGACCGAACGGUCCGCUCGAGCUCCGAGCGAGAAGCUACUGCGUACGGUUGCUGAAGAUAAACCGGACGAGAAGUUGAAAGAGAAGCAAGACGAGGUCUACGCUUUGCAUGAAGCAUCGCAAGCCGGAGUGCCGUCGAUGGAUGCGGUGAUGGCUUUGGGUUCCUUGCCGUCGAUAGAAGCAACGGGGCCCCGCAGUAUUCCGGUGGAUUUUCAAGCCUUUGGUCUCGACAUGGACUCGGAUAUUGCUUGCUGGUCGGCCUGGGAUGCGGCGUUUGCCAAUGACAAUGGAGACGCGUGGCUGGACGGCUUACUUGGCACUGGGACUGCUUUGCCAGGAGGCCUCUCCCAAGCUCAAGACAAGACAUUUGGGGUUGAGCCUAUGAAUGCCUACGAUGGCGUUAGUAAUGUUUCGACCCUUCAACAUGUUGUAGGUCAGGACUACACAUCUUAG